AUGAUGGCCGAAAAUACAGAGCCGGCCAAGACCGAAGACAAGGAAGAAACCGAAUUUUCUGAAUUGGAAACAGUCGAUCGCAUUUCAACACAACAUUCAAUCAAAAACACCCUCAUGCUAGCUUACUCAUCUCUUGGUGCUAUAUAUGGAGAUAUUGGAACUUCGCCCUUAUAUGUUUUGAGCUCUAUCAAGUAUCCAAAUGAUGUGCCCGCUCAGGACGACAUUUAUGGAGCAAUUUCGGCCAUAUUUUACUUUUUCAUCAUUAUUGUCCUUGUGAAAUAUGCUUUAAUAGUUCUCACAUAUGGACCAAAUGAAGGAGAAGGUGGACAAGUAGCUAUAUACGCAAAACUUGCAAGGUCUUUAAGGACUGGGCCAAAAGGCGUCAUUAUUCCUGGGACCCCGGAGAGGUCGGAUGCAGAGUUAUUAAAGAGAACUGAGACAACAACUAGUUUCAUUUCCAGUAACAAAGCUCCUGAAUCUUGGGUUAAGAAACCAGCAGUGGUACAGAAAGUAUCUCUUAUAUCUUUGUUUGGCUGCUUUUUGGGAUGCUCCUUGGUUUUUUCCGAUGGAUUGUUGACUCCAACUACUUCAGUCUUGAGUGCCAUUGCGGGUAUUCAGGUUGCAAAACCAGAUUUCGAUUACGUUUUGGUGGUUUCAGAAAUUGUUAUCAUUUUUCUUUUUUCUAUUCAGCAAUUGGGAUCUCAUAGAAUUUCUCAUUUAUUUGCACCUAUUAUCACCCUUUGGUUGGGCGGUCUCAUUAUUUGUGGCAUUAUAAACAUUACCCAACACCCUGCCAUUUUCAGAGCAUUAUCUCCAUACUAUGCUAUAAAACUUUUCAAGAACGUGGGAAUCGAUGCUCUAGGAGGUGUAAUGUUGGCAAUCACAGGUACGGAGGCGAUGUUUGCUGAUCUUGGACAUUUCGGGAGAGCACCAACACAAAUUGGAAUAAGCUGCGUCUUUAUUUCCUUGAUUAUUACGUACUUGGGCCAAGGUGCCUACUUGGUGAACCACCCCGAGAAUCUUUCUAAUGUUUUCUACCUAUCAAUACCGGGAAAUACUGGCAGUAGUCAGUACUGGGUAAUGUUUGUAUUGGCUACGCUCAGUACAAUCAUCGCAUCACAAGCCUUAAUUCUUGGGGUAUUUAGUAUACUCGCCCAGCUUAUCAAUCUUGAUUGUUUCCCGAAGUUAAAAAUAAAACAUGUCUCAGCCAGCUACGUCGGAAAAGUUUACAUCCCCGUUGCAAACAUAUUGCUACUCAUUGGGGUCUGUGCAACUACUGCUGGAUUUAAGAAUUCCAAUAGGGUUACUGCAGCUUACGGCUUGAGUAUUUCCUUAGACUUUUUGGUGACUUCAAUCCUCAUGAUGAUAUGCAUGACAUAUGUAUAUGAAUGUAAGUGGUAUGUCACCGCUCUAUUUGGCUUGAUUUUUGUUCCGUUGGAGCUCUGCUUGGUGAUUGCAAACAUGAAGAAAGUUCCCCGUGGAGCAUGGUUCCCCUUGAUGAUGUGUGCCAUCUUUUUAAGUUUCCUCCUCUUCUGGAGGUAUUGCCGCGACCGAACUGUUUCUAAGCAACUCUCAUCGAGGGUCAGAUUGACAGAUUUAUAUCCGGACUACAUGAUAAAUGAUGUGGUGGACUUAAGAGAUCACACUUUGAAAGGCUCUGAUGAAGCAACCCCUUCUCUGACUGACAUCGAUCACACAAGCAAUCCGAUUGAUCUGUACCAGAAAGUUCGAACGCGAUUUGGUGUCAUGAAGCGAAAUUUGAUGCCUGGUGCAUGUGUCAUUUACUCAGAUACGCCGCAUCAAGAUAUUGUUUCUCCAAAUACUGUGCCUCAGGUAUACGCAAAGAUCAUAAAUUACUUUGGGUCUAUCCCAGCUUUAGUUGUGUUUUGCAGAAUAAGAGUUCUUUCCAUUCCUACUGUGCCGUCCGAGGAAAGAAUCGUAGCCAGUGCUACAAAAAUUCCAGGACAUCUCAAGUGUGUAAUUCGCUUUGGAUUUAUGGAGGAGGCUCAAAUCAAUGAGGAGAUAGGUACUCAGAUACUUGACGAAUUCAUCACCAUUGAACACCUACAGAAUUACGAAAAUAGUAAAAUUCCCCUUCUCCACGUUUUUGAAAGGAAUGAAAUUAGGGCCAAAGAAUAUGGGGUGGACCAGCAAACCAAAAAUCCUUUAAUUCUGGUUUCGCGAUUUGUGCGGCAGUUAUUGAUCAACCAUGUCUUUGGACCCAUUGACGCAGUUUUUCAGCAUAAUGACCGCUGUGUGUCGUGGCCCAACCAGGGCGACGAUGGGGAAAAGAUAUUUAUCGGAGGAACUACAGUGAUUUGA
This is a messenger RNA of Metschnikowia bicuspidata var. bicuspidata NRRL YB-4993, 2322 nucleotides long. RefSeq names its product Hak1p (gene HAK1). Gene Ontology annotation, molecular function: potassium ion transmembrane transporter activity. The coding region runs from base 1 to 2322 and encodes 773 amino acids. Gene Ontology annotation, biological process: potassium ion transmembrane transport. The transcript has a single exon. Gene Ontology annotation, cellular component: membrane. The record is from RefSeq and is a predicted model, not a curated record. Lineage: Eukaryota; Fungi; Ascomycota; Pichiomycetes; Serinales; Metschnikowiaceae.